Messenger RNA from Astrephomene gubernaculifera, 2734 nucleotides. The record is from the annotation of a GenBank genome assembly. NCBI's taxonomy places the organism in Eukaryota, Viridiplantae, Chlorophyta, Chlorophyceae, Chlamydomonadales, Astrephomenaceae.
CCAUCGUUUGGCAUUUCAUAUAGGUAGUAAUUACUGAGGUUGAACUUUGCCGGACCUAUCAGGUUUUGAGCAACUUAAACCUAUAUACAUAGGGGUUAUACGUAGAUUCGCGCAGAAAGCAAGAUGGACGGUGUUCGUAUGACACGUAGCAGGGCCAAGGCUCUUGGUGCAACGCCAAUCACUGGCCUGCCCGCCAAGACGCCGGAUGUUAAGACAACGACUAGGAGGGGCCGUAAGGCUGCCGCUCCAGUUGUGCAGGAACCUUCACCAGAGAAGAAGCAGCUCGACUUUGGCGAAGCCGCCCCUGAACCUGAGGCGCAGGUGGAAACCGAGAAGCAACCAGUCGAGCCCUCCCCUGGGAAGCUUGCCCAAAUAGACUCUGGUGUACAGCUGGUUCUUGAGAACUCUGACGUUCAACUUCCGGCUCAGGGCGCCGAUGCUUUCCAGCCAGCAGAUGAGAGGCCCCAGCAGGAGACGCAUGACAACCCGUCGGUCCUCAUGGCUUCACCUAUAGUGACACAGCCCGCCGCUCAAGCUGCCGCCGACACCGCUGAUGAGCCUCCAUCUGCCUUCAACUCAAGCCACGCUGCCGCUGCUGUCGACCCCCAGCCCAUCGCCGCAAGUCCUCAGCCGAUCGCCAUGAGCCCCCAGCCCAUCGCCAUGAGCCCCCAACCCAUCGCCAUGAGCCCCCAGCCCAUCGCCAUGAGCCCCCAGCCCAUGGCCAUGAGCCCCGCGCCCGUCUCCAUGAACCCCCAGCCCAUCGCUGCAAGCCCUCAACCGGUUGCCAUGAGCCCUCAGCCUGUCGCGGCGAGCCCUCAGCCCAUGGCAAUGAGCCCCGCGCCCGUCGCCAUGAGCCCUCAACCCAUCGCCGCAAGCCCCCAGCCUGUCGCCGAGAGUCCGCAGCCCAUGGCCAUGAGCCCCGCGCCCGUCGCCAUGAGCCCUCAGCCCAUCGCCAUGAGCCCUCAGCCCAUCGCCAUGAGCCCUCAGCCCAUCGCCAUGAGCCCUCAGCCUGUCGCCAUGAGCCCGCAGCCUGUCGCCGCGACCCCUCAACCCAUCGCAAUGAGCCCCCAACCCAUCGCCGCAAGCCCGCAGGGCUUCAUUGUCGACCACGACAUCCCUGCACCAUCACCUGCGCCCGGAGCCGCUGUCGUUGAUGCCAGUCCACGCCCGAUGGGUACGCCUCUAAGCUUUACGUCUGAUGCGCCUCACGGCGUACCUGCGGCCCAGCCAAUGGCCGCCAGCAUGCCGGCAACCCCGUUGUCGCUGACGUCGAGCCUUGCUGAGGCCGUGGAGCAGGCGCAGUUUUCGCCCAUGCCUGACGACCUUGCUGAUAGCCCCAUUAGCCUGUCUGGCGGCACUGGUCUGUCGCCGCAGCUUACGCCGCAGCAGCCGCAACCUGUCGCGGAACAGGUUGUGGACGCUGACGACGUUACCAUGGGCGAUGCAACGCCGGCUGCGGCCAUGCCCAGCCCGUUCCCAUUCGACUCUGAGCUGCCCGCGGCAGCCGUCGCCGACCCCUCUCCGACGGCCAACUUCUUCGCGACGCCCAGCAGCGAGCCGCACGGUGCUGCUGCAGCUGGCACAUCGCGCCUUUCGGAUGCGGCCACAGGCUUCCAGGGCUUCAACGCCGUUGCGCUGUCGUCCGACGCUGCCGGGUCCCCGAGCCUCGGCAACCUGGCAGCCGGAGCCUCGUCGCCCACAAUGUUCGGUUCGGCGGCCGAUAACCUUGCGACCGACUUGGGCACGCCUGCUGUGGCUUGCAACGACACCGAGAUGGACGCCAUGGACGAGGAUGGUCCUACUGAGGUGCUGGAGCAGGGCGAGUCCGUCGCCAUGGAGGCCCCUGAUGCUGGUCAGCCGGAGAUUGCGAAGGCCGAGAGCUCCGACCCGUGUGAUGCCGUUGUGGCAGCUCCUGUCCCUUGCAGCGGGUCAGCCGUGCCCGACGCUACCCCAGGCGCCGCCAAGACACCCAGUGCACUGAAGCCGACUCCUGGCAAGAAGUACAUCCACGUCGAGUCGCGCUACAACAAGACCCCAGUCGCUUCAGCGAAGGCUUCUGCAGCUAGCAACUCGACCCCUGUCGCGCCCACCAACGCAGCGGCGGCGGGCGCAAAGUCCACGAAGCGUGUGUCCAUCCACACCCCGGAGGCCUCGCGCGGAGGCGUGGCUCUGCGGCAGGUUGUACCGACGCCGUUCCGCCCUAAGUCCGCCGUGGCAGCUCCACCUGCGCAGCCUGUCGACGUUGCCACCCAGCCGCCGGCCCCUGAGGAUGUCGCAGCAGCCGAGGAGCGCCGCGCGAAGGCAGCGGAGCGGCUCAAGGCUAUCCACGCAACGGAGAAGGCCCCUGCCGGGCCAGUCAACCGGGUGGUCACACACACGUUUGCCGUGAAGCCCGUGAAGGUCGCUGGCCAGGAGUCGCUGCGUCAGCUCAAGCGCCAGAUCAAGGAGGCGGCGAUGAAGAAGGAGGCUAAGGCUGCUGGUAUGUCAGAGGCCCGCGAGAGCAAGCUGACGCCCAAGGUGGCGGAGCGCAAGCUCCCCAUGCCCGACGACGAGGAGGACAGCGACGAGGAGGCGGAGUACGACGAGGCCCAGGAGAACGCCCUGGUCUCCGCUAUGGACAGUUUGGAGGUGGCCCCGCCCAAGGACACGGUCCCGGUUGCCCUCCGCGGCCUACCCGCACCCCAGGGCAAGCACCUUCGCUUUAACGAGGAUGGCAAGGCGUCGGAGAGCCCGC